AUGUUGGUGCUUUGAGCUUUUUCAUGCUUUGGUGGUUAUUGCCUCAGGAUUGAGUCCCAGGAGUGGGAUAACUAGGACAAAGGAAAUUAACAUUUUUAUUGCUCUUGCUUCAUAUUGCCAAAUCACUGUCCAGUAAGAGAUCAUGCCCAUUCACACUGAAGACCAACCUGCAACUCAGACCCGAGGAAAUCCAGAUCUAGCCGUCUACAUUGCUGGUUUUAAUUUCCGCAUUCUGCAGUUGCUUGUUAAUAUUAGUUCUGACCUUUGCGGCAAGGUGAACACAUGGUUGACCUAAUGCGAAAAGGCUCCGGAUGGCUCAGGAACUUCCUUGACAACUAGCACAGCUGAUAUUUCAAGAGUGCCCACAUGCCCCUCUUACCAAGGGUAUUUCCACAGCCUUUUCAAGGAACCAACCAACGCCUCCAGACUCCCUCUUUGACGCCAUCCCUGUACCUGCUUUGAAGGUCUAAAUGCAAGAAAGCUGUGUGGUCGGAUAAUUAGUGAUGGAAGAAAAAACCUCUAGGAGAACAGUGGCAUAAAAUGAAGUGGGAAUGAUUUCCUUUCAUUCUGUUUUCUGACAGAGGUUAUACAAGGUGGCACAACUUCCAAAUAAAAACAUCUGAGCCUACUAUCUUCUUUCAUCAAUACCCCAGUUUACCAAUUCCCCCACAAUGGUGAUCAUGGUGGGUUUACCAGCUCGAGGAAAGACCUACAUCUCCACGAAGCUCACAAGAUAUCUCAACUGGAUAGGAACACCAACUAAAGUGUUUAAUUUAGGCCAGUACCGACGAGAGGCAGUGAGCUACAAGAACUAUGAAUUUUUUCUUCCAGACAACAUGGAGGCCCUACAUAUCAGGAAGGAUUGUGUUUCUUUCUCCAUCUUUUUCAGGCAGUGUGCCCUGGCAGCCCUGAAGGAUGUCCAUGACUAUCUCAGCCAUGAGGAAGGUCAUGUUGCAGUUUUUGAUGCCACCAACACUACCAGAGAACGACGGUCACUAAUUCUGCAGUUUGCUAAGGAACAUGGUUACAAGGUCUUUUUCAUUGAGUCCAUCUGUAAUGACCCUGGCAUUAUUGCAGAAAACAUCAGGCAAGUAAAACUUGGCAGCCCUGAUUACACAGACUGUGACCGGGAAAAGGUUCUGGAAGACUUUCUAAAGAGAAUUGAAUGCUAUGAGGUCAACUACCAACCCUUGGAUGAUGAACUGGACAGCUGCCCUUGCUCCUGCUUGGGCUGGCCCAGCCACCUAUCCUACAUCAAGAUCUUCGAUGUGGGCACACGCUACAUGGUGAACCGAGUGCAGGACCACAUCCAGAGCCGCACAGUCUACUAUCUCAUGAACAUCCACGUCACACCCCGCUCCAUCUAUCUGUGCCGGCAUGGUGAGAGUGAACUCAACCUCAGAGGCCGCAUCGGAGGUGACUCUGGUCUCUCAGCUCGGGGCAAGCAGUACGCCUAUGCCCUGGCUAACUUCAUUCAGUCCCAGGGCAUCAGCUCCCUGAAGGUGUGGACCAGCCACAUGAAGAGGACUAUCCAGACAGCUGAGGCCCUGGGUGUUCCCUACGAGCAGUGGAAGGCCCUGAAUGAAAUUGAUGCGGGUGUCUGUGAGGAGAUGACCUAUGAAGAAAUCCAGGAACACUAUCCUGAAGAAUUUGCACUACGGGACCAAGAUAAAUAUCGCUACCGCUAUCCCAAGGGAGAGUCCUAUGAGGAUCUGGUUCAGCGUCUGGAGCCAGUUAUAAUGGAGCUAGAACGGCAGGAAAAUGUACUGGUGAUCUGCCAUCAGGCUGUCAUGCGCUGCCUCCUGGCCUACUUCCUGGAUAAGAAUUCAGAUGAGCUGCCAUAUCUCAAGUGUCCUUUGCACACAGUGCUUAAACUCACACCUGUGGCUUAUGGCUGCAAAGUGGAGUCCAUCUACCUGAACGUGGAAGCCGUAAACACACAUCGGGAGAAACCUGAGAAUGUGGACAUCACCCGAGAACCUGAGGAAGCUCUGGACACUGUCCCUGCCCACUACUGAGCCCUUUCCAAGAAAUCAAACUGCCUUUGCUCUCACUGUCUCCCACUUUUAAGAGCUGCUAUCCUUGCACUUCUCCUACCUUAAGACCCUGGACUUGGCCUACAGGUCUUGAUUUCUAGCUACAACCAAGGAGCUGUCUAGCUGUGAAUGAAACUUUCUUAAUUGCUAAACACUUAUCAAUAAAGAUUUUUCUUGCUGCCCACAAAA
Molecule: messenger RNA, 2225 nt
Organism: Zalophus californianus (California sea lion)
Lineage: Eukaryota; Metazoa; Chordata; Mammalia; Carnivora; Otariidae
Gene: PFKFB1
Product: 6-phosphofructo-2-kinase/fructose-2,6-biphosphatase 1
Exons: 15
Coding region: 672-2018 (448 amino acids)
Biological process (GO): fructose metabolic process; fructose 2,6-bisphosphate metabolic process
Cellular component (GO): cytosol; 6-phosphofructo-2-kinase/fructose-2,6-biphosphatase complex
Molecular function (GO): ATP binding; fructose-2,6-bisphosphate 2-phosphatase activity; 6-phosphofructo-2-kinase activity
Source: RefSeq, a predicted model, not a curated record